Messenger RNA from Diabrotica virgifera virgifera (western corn rootworm), 2951 nucleotides. RefSeq names its product oxysterol-binding protein-related protein 1. Gene Ontology annotation, molecular function: sterol binding. Gene Ontology annotation, cellular component: membrane; intracellular membrane-bounded organelle; cytosol. The record is from RefSeq and is a predicted model, not a curated record. Bases 236 to 1594 code for a protein of 452 amino acids. NCBI's taxonomy places the organism in Eukaryota, Metazoa, Arthropoda, Insecta, Coleoptera, Chrysomelidae. The transcript is spliced from 9 exons.
CCAACCGUUUCCCGGUGCUCAGAGAAGAAAACAUUUGGUUUUCCACACAUCAGCACCACCUUUAUAAGGGCGUUUAUAAUAAGGGCGUCAGAGGUCGAUGUGCAACUCUAAAAAUUGAGUGCGGGGGUUAGAGUGCAUCUCAGGCCAGACCACAUGUCGAUGGUUCAGUGAGGAUAAGGGCAAAUGAUUUUGUUCUUGUUACCACAGCAAAGGGGUUUGUUGCAAGAGAAGAAGGAUGGAACAAGCGGAAAGACAGUACAGAAAAUGCUUGCCAGUUCCUAUGUACCGCAAUGAAUUCACCAGCUGGCAGGUUUUAAAAAAUUGCAUCGGAAAAGAAUUAACCACAAUCGCCAUGCCAGUCGUUUAUAAUGAGCCGCUGAGUUUUCUUCAACGUUUGGCAGAGUAUAUGGAGUAUGCAUAUCUGCUAAGGAAGGCAGCAGAACAGGAAGAUCCUAUUGAGAGAAUCCAAUUAGUAAUAGGAUUUGCCGUAAGUGCUCUGGCCUCGAAUUGGGACAGACUGGGGAAGCCGUUUAAUCCACUUUUAGGUGAGACCUUCGAAUUAAAGCGGGCCGAGUUCAAAAUGGUUUGCGAACAAGUCAGUCACCAUCCUCCGGUGUCGGCGUUCCAUGCUGAAGGUGAGGGUUGGAUCUUCCACGGAUCUAUUCAUCCGAAAUUAAGUUUCUGGGGAAAGAACGUCGAGAUCCAGCCGCAAGGAGUUAUUACAGUGGAAUUUCCAAAGUUAAAAGAAGCCUAUUGGUGGUCGAAUGUUAAGUGUAUUGUCCAUAAUAUUAUAGUUGGAAAACUCUGGAUGGAACAAAUCGGCAAAAUGGAGAUAAAUAGCUACGCUUCAGAUAUUAAAGCCUAUUUACAUUUUAAAGCAGCUACAGGUAAUAAUAAAGAGCUGCAUAAAGUUGAAGGGUUUAUUACAAAUAAAGCCAAUGAAAAGCUUUUAUUCGUCUAUGGAAAAUGGUCGGACUAUGUUAAGGUUACAGACUUAGAUUCUUUUGACGAGUAUGUUCGAGCACAUCCCCUGCAGUUUGCGGGGCUUUCCGAAAACAAAAGUCCCGGUGCAUCCCCGUCACGUUCUUCCAAAAAGGUGCUUCAAAAAUUGAAUAGCCUGAAAGUUAGUUCAUUGAACAAAUCGCAAUCCACUUCAGAGGAUGUUAGUCUACAAGAAAUGCGUGAUAAUGCAAUAUGCCAAAAUCAUCACACGUAUUUCAUAGAAAUUCCUAAUUCAACACUUAUCUGGGAAUCUGAUCGAAGGCCAGAUCAUACUUCAGAUUACUACAAUUUUACCAAUUUUGCGAUGUCUUUAAAUGAAAUAGAGAAUAGUGAUCCCUUAUGUCCCACUGAUUCGAGACUUAGACCCGAUAUAAGGAAACUUGAACAAGGAGAUAUUGAGGGCGCAGCUACUGAAAAAACCAGAUUGGAGGAGAAACAACGAGAUGCGAAUAAGAGCCGGAAGAGUAAGAAAUCACCGGAGUGGAAUCCUAGGUGGUUCAGCCUGGGAAUAAAUCCAUACACGAAGCAAGAAGAUUGGAUGUAUAACGGAAAUUAUUGGAACAGACAGUAUACUGACCCUGAUAUAUUCUAAGUAGAUUGUACGACGAAUUUAGAGAUUGUAGUAACCAAAUAAUAAGUGUUAGAAAUGUCCCCCCAUAGAAGUAGAUGUCGAUGUGUGCCAAAUGUGCACAAAUUGUUACCAUAAAGAAAAAAGCGCUUCCGGGGAUAUUGUGAUUCAUGUCAAUUUUAUUCAUUUAAAAUUGGAAGUAUAAAGUAGGUUUGACUUAAGUGUCGACAAAAAACAGAAGAAACCUUCUAGGAUAUGCACUAUAAAUAAAAAAGUAUAAAUACAUAUAAAGCAAUCAAUUGAAAUUUUAAAAAACGAAAUAAUAGUGAUUGUUAGUAUUAAAUUUAGGAUCUAUUUUUCUGGAAAUCUACUUGUUUAAUCACUCAACUAAGAGCUGUAAAAAGUAGUAUUCUUAAAAGCAAUGUAUACUGUAAGUAUUUAAUGUACUUUAAUAUAGUGCGUACCAAAUAUAACGCAACUUACUAAUUUUUCGAUUUCUGAUGCGGUAUUGUUCAAUUUUUCACAUGUAAAAAAUAAUAUUAUAUUUCUUACUGUAUCAAAUCUAUAAUAAUUACAAUAAUAACAAAGCCAACCCUGUCCUGUCCAGUAGUACCUAAUACAUCCCUACUUAAUUUCAUCCCUUCCAAUACAGACAAUUAUUGUACUUGCGGACAUUUGCGAGGGAGAAAAACUCUCUCUUCUACUACUGCCCAUUGAAGAGUAACAUUGUAUAUCGAGUGCCACUCACCUCGCGUUAAGGGUACAUUCUCUCUCUUCCAGUACUGCCCAUUGAAGCGUGAAGUUGUAUAUCGAGUGCCACUCACCUCGCGUUGAGGGUACAUUUGCUUUCUUCGGUGACAUUACCCAUAGCAUACAAACCGGUUGUGCUACCCCGUACGUCACACCAAUAUUAUUCUUUUGGACAUUUCUAUCUGGGUUCCAGUGACGUGAAACAAACACUGUUUACUUUAAAAGUACUAGUGAAUCCGCGAAUAAGGGUUAAUCGUGCACGAAUCCCUGAUUAGUCAAAACGUGAGUGAACUCAUACACCUGUUUAACCAAAAUGCGAGCGAACUGCCGAACUGGUCCACGUGUGUAAAAAGGCCGCAUAUGAAAUGCCUCCCGAAAAAGGGUUUCUUACCUGUCGCUAAAAAGGUCACAUACGAAUUGCCUCCCAAGCUUUAAAUAAAUUACAUGCUUCUAAUCUUUAUGUGAAGGUGAGACGUUGCCACAUCUUCGUCCCUUUGUGAAUUUUUGGCAAAAUUUGUAUUUUGUUAUUUAAUUUAUUUUAUUUUCAACCUUUAUUGUAUGUAUUAAACAUUAUUGACACUAGGCGGUAUUUAUAAAUUUCAACUAACUUCAUAUGUAGGUAAUUAGUUUU